UCAAACAGUUCUCAAACAUGCAGCAGCAGCAAUGUCACAUGGUCAACUUCUGUAUAUAUUUUUUUGUUCUUGGAGUCUUUCAGAAAGGUCUAACAUCAGUGAUCCAAACACAGCAGACUGUGGUGGCAGCAGUGGGACAAGAGGCUCAGUUCAACUGUCAGCUCCUUCAAUCCAAACAGGUCCUGCAGGUCACCUGGCAGAAAGUCUUACCUGAUGGAGAGAAGAAUCUCGGCACCUGCAACCAAUUCUUUGGCCAAACAGUGAAUGACGAAUUCACAGACAAAGUGGAGUUUAAAAAUGCUUCUCUGCAGAGCUGCUCCAUUGUGUUGAGGCGGGUGACGCAGCAGGAUGAAGGCUGCUAUCGAUGCUUGUUCAUCACCGUCCGUGGAAGCUCUGUGGCAGGAAGAACCUGCCUCCAAGUCUACGAGCUACAUGAACCCGUCCUCCAUGUCCGAGAGUCCAACUCUGCUGGAGAGUCCGUUGUGUCGUGUUCAGCCACAGGUCGACCUGCUCCCACCGUGACUCUGAAUGUGACACAGCAGCACCUUCACUUCUCACACAACAACACUGUCAGCGUCAACAACAACGAUACAGUCACUGUCACCACGAAGGCAGUGCUGCCAGGUUUCUGUGGCAACAGUAUCCAAGUUGGAUGUGCAGCCCGAGUGCUGUCUGGUCCUCAGAUGGAGGCGUUUGUGAUGAUUCCUGAGAUGAAACCGCCUGAUGGUUCAGAUGACAAAUGUGGACCAAAUCAGAGAGGUUUCAGAUGGCCUUUGAUCAUUGUGUUCAUUCUGGUGGCUGUUUGUUUUGGUGCUGUGAUCAUGUCAAGAAAAAACCUCAGAACGGGAACCAUGAGAUGAAUGAGAUGAUUCAGGCCAAAGACACUCAGAAACUGAAGAACCUUCAGGUGCUCAAGACAACAGUGAUGUCAGAAAACGGUCACCCCCUAAACAAAUCAAGAAAACAACAUAAAACCGUCACCUUCAGCAGCAAGAAGAAUCAAUGUGGACCAGUGUUGACUCUGGUGACACUAAAUGGUAACAGGACUGUAGGAAUAAGACCUGAUCGAAACUACAUCAAAACUUGAAGCGUUAAAAUCCUGGUGCUAAAAUUGCAUUGAAAUGCUCAAACAACAAUCACAAUUCAAUAAUGUUAAAAAAGGGGGGUUCUGCCUCAUAGGUAAUCAUGUGCAUUGACAUUUUUGUGUUUUUUUGUGGCAUUUCAUUUUUUAUAAUGUUUUUUAAGGAAUUAAUAAUUGUUUUUUAUGUUUCUGUAUUUUUUUAAUUGAAAAUUUAUAGAAAAAGAACAUUAAAACCCUCAAAAAAAGUGAUACUUUAUUGUCUUGUUUGGACUAAUUUGUGACACAGUGUGACUAUAUGGAAUAGGAUAGAAUAGAAUAGAAUGGUCGCUUUAUUGUCAAACUGUCGUGAGAACAGAAACCCUCUGCAAUAUUAUUUAAAUGCCAAAUGAUACAAAGCUGCAUCUUCUUGCUGUAGCUAAUUGCUUUAUUGCAUUAUUUUUACACAACAUAUUA
This is a messenger RNA of Acanthochromis polyacanthus (spiny chromis), 1534 nucleotides long. RefSeq names its product OX-2 membrane glycoprotein-like. Lineage: Eukaryota; Metazoa; Chordata; Actinopteri; Pomacentridae. The transcript has 7 exons. The coding region runs from base 18 to 860 and encodes 280 amino acids. The record is from RefSeq and is a predicted model, not a curated record. Gene Ontology annotation, molecular function: cell-cell adhesion mediator activity.